Durusdinium trenchii is the source of this 1479-nucleotide messenger RNA. Lineage: Eukaryota; Dinophyceae; Suessiales; Symbiodiniaceae. The record is from the annotation of a GenBank genome assembly.
AUGGCUGAUCUAGAUGAGCUGUACAAGCCACUAUCGCAGAGAGCACAGCUUGCUGGACGCUGCUCCUCACAAGGUUCUAAUUGUGGAAGCCAUUUCUCUUCUCGAAAUGCGCUUUUCCGACACUUGCACCACGACGGCUGCGGUGGAAAGCGAAAGCGCAGCCGGCGGCUCUUGUUGCUUUACGGCUACGUGGGAACACGCUUUCACGGGAGCCAGUUAAACGCAGACGAGUCACGUUUUCCGACAGUAGAAGGGGCGUUGCUGGAGGCUAUCCGGCGCGCAGAGAUGGCACAACACAAUGUUUUUUCAUGCCAAGUAGAGGUGUGCUCCCGCGCAUCUAGAACCGACAAAGGUGUUCAUGCAUUGGCCAGCGCCGUGUGCCUACGCAUCACCCAACAAAGUGAGGGUGACUUGAAAUCUUCACAGCAGGAGGCCUUCUCUGAAAUUGUCGGUCAACACCUCCCGCCUGACAUUAGAUUGGUUCAAGCAUUUGAUGUGCUGGACGCUCAAUUCAAUGCCCGCUUCGCUUGCCAAAAGCGGUUGCCUGAAUCAGCAAACAACGAUCAGCUUUUCGACUUGGUGGAAACUCUGCGGAGCAAGGAGGAUUUGCCAAAAGGGCGGCUGCUUGAUGUGCAGUUUUCGCGGAAAGACUGUUCCGCAAUGCUUUCUUUUGAAGAUGCCCGGUCGGCCUUGUGCCUUUGUUGGAACUUGGAUGGUACAGAGGGUCCAGUGGACAAAACUGGCUAUAGAAGUCCUUUGCUGGCCUUGCCUGAAUCCAUAAUGCAGAUACUGCAAGAGGUACACAAGCGUUUGCGCUCCUCGCUCAAGAGAUUAACCGGCACAAGAUCAUUCCAUAACUUUAGUCCAGGCUUUGCUGAUGCGUUGGACCCAAAAAGUAUUCGUAGCGUAUAUCGCUGCAGAUCAGGCGUGACAACUGGUUUCAAGGACUUUCUGCGUGGCAAGGCCUUUGCAGUGCUUCGGAUCACCGGCAGAGACUUCCUAUAUCAUCAGAUUCGUGGUAUGGCAGGUCUGGUUUGUGCUGUAACCUUGGGAAUCGUGCCGGAGGCCUACUUGGAACUUGCCCUCGGCGAAACGCAGAUUGAAGUGCCAUUGGCACCAGCUGGCCACCUUGUCCUGGCCGAAUGCUUUUUUCGGGAUGGCCUGUUUGGUUGCCCCUUUGGUCAGGCCAAUCGGGAAGAGCGAGACAAGGUCUCGGAGAGGACCUUGUGCUCAAAGGACAAAGUGCUCAUCCUUGGAAGCGAUGGUGUUUGGGAUCGAAUGAUUUCACAAGAGGCAGUGGACAUCGCUGCCAAGCACACUGAUCCCAAUGCAGCUGCUCGGGAAGUUGCCAGCAUUGCUCGGCAGCGAUGGCACGUGGAAACACAAGGCCAACUGUCAGAUGACAUAACUGCGGUACCUGGGCCUGCAUGGUGCAUCCUUCCAGGGUUUCUUUGUUUCUUGCGUUGUCAAACAGGGUGA